AUGUCAAUUUUAUUUCACAAAUUGAAUGCCGAAAAUGAUAUAAACAAAGCGGAAACUAUUAAGACAACAGAUGAUGACGACAAGAGUGGGUCCAAACAUAUGGCAGAGUUGUUGAAAAGUUUGAAGGCUGAGAAGUCAGAUGUUGAAGAAGUAGAUCCCAAAACCAAUCGACAAAAGCGAUUUCUAUUUGGCCCACCAAUGGAUUACACGGUUAUUGAUUAUCACAUGCCUUUCCACCCCUUCUAUCCUCCCGACGAUUAUGUGGUCGAAACAAUUGAUUACUACUGA
This is a messenger RNA of Medioppia subpectinata, 288 nucleotides long. Lineage: Eukaryota; Metazoa; Arthropoda; Arachnida; Sarcoptiformes; Oppiidae. The record is from the annotation of a GenBank genome assembly.